Messenger RNA from Caenorhabditis remanei, 405 nucleotides. RefSeq lists its product as uncharacterized. Bases 1 to 405 code for a protein of 134 amino acids. NCBI's taxonomy places the organism in Eukaryota, Metazoa, Nematoda, Chromadorea, Rhabditida, Rhabditidae. The record is from RefSeq and is a predicted model, not a curated record. The transcript is spliced from 3 exons.
AUGGCAAAGGCGAACGAUAACGAAUCAAAGCAGAACGAGUCAUCAGGACUCGAGAAAAAAGGGUGUCUUGAAUUCUCAAAAGAGUAUCAAUGGCCGGUGAAUAAAUAUUCUUUUUAUCGUCGCAACACCGAUCGCGAAUGCAAAUAUGUGAGUGAGCGUGGUGGACGCCGCCGUCGUCGCCCGCCGCUGUACUACAAUCAACUAACAGAGGUGUAUGCUUUUCAGUGCUUGGAGAGUCUUGCCGCCGCUCUCCAUAAUCAGAUCCAGUUCUAUUCACAGUACCGCCGUUCUGCUGAUGGGUCACAACUUGGCGGUUUCCAUUUUGGAUUGGAUGAUUGUGCACUUGCUCCUGUGUUGAUUGAUCUUCAUUUCGUCUCGAAAGAAUUCCCACUGGUUUGCGGAUAG